This is a messenger RNA of Aspergillus brunneoviolaceus CBS 621.78, 852 nucleotides long. Its product is annotated as FMN-linked oxidoreductase. Gene Ontology annotation, molecular function: oxidoreductase activity. The transcript has 6 exons. The coding region runs from base 1 to 852 and encodes 283 amino acids. The record is from RefSeq and is a predicted model, not a curated record. NCBI's taxonomy places the organism in Eukaryota, Fungi, Ascomycota, Eurotiomycetes, Eurotiales, Aspergillaceae.
AUGUCUCAAACUCAUAGGAACUACCAGCCCGAGAUCUACUCCCAAGGAGCCACAUCAGGCGUCACUCCUGCCGUCGCCAUAGAUCCUCGUCAACUUGAAGAGCAAGCAAAGACAGCCCUGGGAGUCCGUAGCUUCAACUAUAUUGCGGGUGGAGCACGAGAAAAAGCCAGAAUGUAUCGCAUUGAAGUCCCCGAAAUGCUGACGCAGAUGGAAAACCAGCAUAUCUCAGAUCUUUCUGUAGAGAAAUAUUCCAAUCCUCUUCUUGUGACGUCUGUUGGUUUGCAAUCCAUAGUCUAUGAAGACAAGGAGAUAGGACCUGCAGAGGCAUGUGGGAAGAUUGGGUCCCGUCUGUACUGGCCAGUGGAUGACAUAACAACCUCCUCGUUGACACGUGCAAAGGACAACGGCUUCAGCAUCCUUAUAAUCACUCUGGAUACCCGGUCACUCGCUUGGCGACCAGCUGACGUGGACAAUGCCUAUGCCCCAUUCAUCAAGGCAAUGAGGAACGAGAUCGGCUUCACCGACCCAGUAUUCCGCGCCAAAUUUGAGAAGGAAUCUGGCUGGAGAAUCGAAGAAGACAUUCUGGGCCUUGGUUUUCUUGGGAAGAAUUGGGACGGACCGCUGCUCCUGAAGGGAAUCCAGCAUGUGGGUGAUGCAAAGCCUGCCGUGGAGGCGGGCUGUGAUGGCAUGGUCGUUUCCGAUCAUGGAGAUAGCAUAAAGAUCGUUAUCAGAGGGCUCUUGGCGGAUGUUUGGCAAAACAUGGGGCUAUUGGGGAUUCGGUCUGUGACGGAACGCUACCGCGACAGGAUCCGAAAGGUAGUGUAUCCGGGGGAUAGGCACGCUAUGAUGUAA